Pecten maximus is the source of this 5684-nucleotide messenger RNA. RefSeq lists its product as uncharacterized. Bases 275 to 1795 code for a protein of 506 amino acids. The transcript is spliced from 2 exons. NCBI's taxonomy places the organism in Eukaryota, Metazoa, Mollusca, Bivalvia, Pectinida, Pectinidae. The record is from RefSeq and is a predicted model, not a curated record.
CAAGUGCGACAGCAAUCCAGAACUAAACCCUAGACUAUAUUACACCCUGACUCCUAUGUUCAAGAUAUCCGUGUGUGUCUGUAUGUCUGUUUAAAUUAUCUGACCUGUGACGACCGUUCCGAUUAUAUUACAACUACAAGAGGGAUUUAACUAACGCAGGCCUGCAGUAACAUGGCUGGGGACCAGAGGCACACGAAAAGAACGAAAUAGACCAGGCACGAAUAUUUACAAGGACUUAUAUUGUUUAGAGGCAGAAAACGGACAGACCGCCAUAAUGAAGGAGACAGUGAUUCAAAUAUUUACACUACUGAUCAUGAUGUGUAUCAUUUUAACGAUCAUCCUUUUCCGGUGGGAGAAUGAGAUACGCCAAACAUUUCUGGAGAAAAGUCCAUCUAAUGCGCUGGGAAGACAAAGAAACUCUCUCCGAGAUUCACUUGCCAAUUUAGAAAGAAAUACAACUUCAAGAACAAACUGCAAAAGUCCAAAUUCAAAAGAUUGUGACCCAAACGACAGCCAUAUUGAACACCAGCAGCCUUCGUUAAACGUUUUGAAACGAUCUUCAAGUGAUAAAAGAUAUCGCAAUAUAAAGAAGUUUGGAAAUAAUUCGCAAAUGAAUUUAUUUGCUUUAAGUUUGAAUCACUGGGGUCAGGAUGUGUAUAAUGGAAAUGAUGGCCAAAAUUCUGAUACAGGUCACAAAAUGGAUGCCAUCAAUGGCACAGGUUCGAAGCUAGGGCCAAAGCCGAAUACCACUGCGGGUGUUUCUACUGGAUCUAUAAAGGGUUUGAAUUUUAAUAAUCACAGCAAAUUCAACGAGGACGUAAAAAUGCUGGGGAAGAGAUAUCUAGUUUACGACUGCAGCAAGUCUCACAAGGAGCAUUGUGGCGGAUGGUCAGACCGACUCUCCGGGAUCCUCUCAACGUUUGUACUUGCUUCUCUCACAAACAGGACGUUCAAGAUUAAUUUCGAUACACCGUGUGUUCUUUCGGAAUACCUCCAACCUAAUAUAUACAACUGGACGAUCGGGCAUUCGGAAUUCAAGAAUAAAUCUUCAUCAUAUCAUGUUCUCUCGAAUAGCCUUUUUCAUAAAAUGGGGAAAGACCUAACAUCGGAAGGAUUGAGAAAAUAUUUCCAAGCUGAUGUCUGCUUCGUUCGGAUGAAUUGGGAUCUUACACGACAAUUUAGAAAAUAUCCAAACAUUCAAAAAUAUGUUUCUUGGAUAACAGAGUUGCAUUUUUCAGAUAUCUAUUUCAAGCUGUUUGAUACUUUAUUCAAACCAUCACCAGAAAUUGUAAAAGACUUGGAUACUAUUCGCAAAAAUACUUCAAGAAGCAAAACUGCUUGCGCUCAUUUGCGAAUAGGUGGAAAUCCAAGCAUGCGAAAUGACCAUCCGCGAAUUGACAAAAACGCUCUGAAGACAAUAUGGUCUUUUCUUGAUCAGUUUGACUCAAACAUUUACAAUAUAUUUGUAGCAACAGACGAUGAGACCGUCAGGAAAACAGCCAGAGAGAGAUAUAAGAAUACCUUUAUCGACAUCCAGGGAAGUAUCAUGCAUAUUGACCAGUCUAGUUAUCGUCAAGGAGAUGUUUGUGAGGGAUUUAAGAAGCAGCUGUUGGACUUUCUGUUCUUGACCAAGUGUGACGUUUUAGUGUUAUCUAAUAGUGGGUUCGGAAUGAUGGCAGCUUAUCUCCGGACACACACGUCCGGACUUCACUGCUGGACAGAUACUGGUGUUGUCCCCUGCUCCCGCUACACCGUACAUGACUUUUAUCCCCUACCCAUUCUCGCGCCAGAGUGACCGAUAUAUUACCCAUGGUAAAAACGGAGGUCUUUAUAUUCGGAACACUUGCCCCGAUCAAUCGGAACCCCUUGUCAUUUUCUCCGAAAAGCCUUAGACUGGAUUAUCUGCCGUAGUUUUUCUACUCUCCGCUAGGCUUCGCUUCGAAAUACAAGUAUUCAUGAGCGCAGCCUAGCGGAGACAAAUGGUACUAAGGCAGGUAAUCCAGUCUACGAAAAGCCUACGUUCGCACGUUUCGCAGACGGAAGCGAGGUAUUCCGAUUGAUUUCAUUAAAGCACCUCGCUCCGAUCACAGUACCUUUCGUCAUUUUAAGGGUCAUCUUAAUAGCCAAUCUCGUGAUAUCUCAAGUCCACAAAUCCCUACUCUGGUGCAAUUAUUUAAAUAGGCGUAACUUGAUCAAUUGUUAGUAUGUACCAUAGCUAACCAUGGAUCUAGCUGUUGACGUGUAAUUCGUUAAACUGUUUGUUAAUUAUGGCAAAACAAGCGUAAAAGGCAUGUUUCAGAAUACAAUUACCUCAUCUGCAUCACAUAUAUUGAGAAAAAAACGUUUAUUCUGUUUCGACCUUGAAUGCAAAUGCCGAUCACAAAAAUAUAACGCAUAGAAAAGUACUUCAAUCUAUGAAGAACUAUAAAUAAUGAGACUGCUUUUUUGGAAAAGCCCCAAACUCCACAGUUUGACUAAUUUCUUAAAAAAUCAGUUUUGCUAUGUUGCGUGAUUGAUAGGUUUGCAGAUAUACAAUGUAUCUCUGGAUAUGCUAAUUAGAUUACCCUUACGGUGAAACUGGUUCUACAUGUACAUGUAGUUCCAAACAAAUUCUGAAAACUUCCCAUUUUUCCAUAAACCGGUCCCAAACAAGAUUUAAACUUAACAUGCGAUUCUAUCAACUGGUUAGUAAAACUAAUCGAACUCAGAGGGGAUGGUAAUCGAUCUCGGAGGGGAUGAUAAUCGAACUCGGAGGGGAUGAUAAUCGAACUCGGAGGGGACGAUCAUCGAACUCAGAGAGGAUGAUAAUCGAACUCAGAGGGGAUGAUCAUCGAACUCAGAGGGGAUGAUCAUCGAACUCAGAGGGGAUUAUAACCGAACUCAGAGGGGAUGAUAAUCGAACUCAGAGGGGAUGAUCAUCGAACUCAGAGGGGAUGAUCAUCGAACUCAGAGGGGACGAUCAUCGAACUCAGAGGGGACGAUCAUCGAACUCAGAGGGGAUGAUAAUCGAACUCAGAGGGGAUGAUAAUCGAACUCAGAGGGGAUGGUAAUCGAACUCAGAGGGGAUGAUCAUCGAACUCAGAGGGGAUGAUAAUCGAACUCAGAGGGGAUUAUAAUCGAACUCAGAGGGGAUGAUAAUCGUACUCAGAGGGGAUGAUCAUAGAACACAGAGGGGAUGAUCUGAUUUAAUGAAAAAGACUUUUAUUCUGGAUAAUUCUUGUUUCUUUUUAGCAGUUGCAUUGAAUAAUAUACUCGACCACCAUGUAAUAUUUUGAAGCAAAAAAUAACAUUUGAAUAGGUCGAGAGACAAGUUUUUGUUAUGAACCAUAUCUAAAACGACAAUUGUAGUCUGAAACUGUAAACCAAAACCUACCCUAGUUAAUUUGCAAACAAAUUUGUCCUUUGAUGACAACAGCGGAAUGUCGUCAAAAAUGACUGCAGCGAAUCGGUCAAGAUUCUCCGAGAUGUGGUUAUUUAUAGAAGGUAUAUUUCCUCUUUCUAUUAACGUUCCUCAGCAUAAAGUUUUACAUAGGAACGCGUUACUGAUUUAGGCCAAACAAAGUUAUUUCUCCGUUAAAUCAAAUAACUCGUUUCCAUGGGGUAAAUAAGGUUAAUCUUUAAGUUAAGGAACGUUGAUGAAAACCAUGACAAGACAUUACAUUUAUCAGUUUGACCUUGUAUCGGUCAGCUUUUCAACUAAACCACAAUACUAUUGGAUUUACGUUCCCGGUGAUACCAAUAAUGUGUAAGAAGUUGAGUUCAAGAAAGAGUAACCUUAUGUGGUAGUCAUUAUAUCGAGUCGAUGGCAACUCCCAGAGUCUACGAUCAAAUAAGUUUUGGAACGAAUUCGUUAUUUUUCACAGUUGUAAUCACGCGAAUACAUUUCUCCGACGUCUUGUAUAUCGUACAAACGUAGAGACAGGCGAUGUCCUAAGAAUGAGGUGUAAGUGUCGACAAUUCUGAGAAUUGAUUCAAUUUGCACGCAACCAAUUGGUUGGAGAUAAACGUCCGAAUUGCAUGUUUUUUCAUUAUAUAAUUUAAUGAACUUACCUGUUAUACUCGAUAAAGAAUUUCCCUUACGUCCCAGUGUUAAAGGACAGUGUGAUCUCGGUUUUGGCAGGGUAUCCACAACUCAAUAAGAAUUUGUCCUAAAACAAAAUCAUUUGUCUAACAUUGCAGGUGUCGUCUAUGUCACAGGUAACACCCGUACAGGUCGUAUUCUUCUUGAAAUUUUGUCUCUAUACAAUUUUUUUUUUUUUUUUUUUUUUCCAUUUUUUUCAUUUUUUCCCCAUUUUUGCGUAUCUUGCUUUUGUUUUGUCAGUAUUGAGCCCCAUUUUAAAUAUCGUAUUCUAUAUUUUUAUUGUACAAAGGUAUGUUUGAAUAAAGGUUUGUUGUAUUUUCUGGUCAAGGUAUGAUAAUUGCAAUCAAGAAGUCUGCAAUCAAGAUGUCGGCAUUCCGAAAUCAAGAUUCAUUAGAGCAGAGACCUACAUAACUAUCCAUUAUAAGCCUCUGAUCACUGGCAAAAUCCAGGAGAGUCAAAACGCAGGUCAGUGAAACGUGUCAUCAAAAAGAAACAAAAUGAUUUACAAAUCUAUUUCUGAAUUUCAACAACACUUAGAAUAAAGACAAUGCCACACAAACAAGUGAUUCAUGUUAUAAGUAACUUUAUUGCUAAGCAAUGUAGACAGAUAAACGUUAUAGACGUAAACAUCAGGUUACAUUGGUUAUCUGGCAGCUACAUAAAUAGUAACAUGUACACAAAGGUCAACAGGGUCACCAUAAGGUCACCCUGAGGUCAACCUCUGAUAAACCAUUAGAUAUUUACUUCAAUUUAGUAUUGAAAAUAUCAAUGGGAGAAAUAAUUUCAUUUUUUCUCGAAAUGUUUUUCUGGUUAAGAAUAAAAAUUCAUUUUUCAACAAUACAUGUAUUUCAUAAUUGAUCAGAUUUAAUUUGGUAAUGGUUUUGAUAUAAACUCAAAUGUUUUACCUAAUAUUACACAUACUUAGGAAAAAAUAACUGAAAUCCAAUCAAUCCAACAUUCAAUCAGUUCCCCAUAUUUCUGGGACUCUAAAUCUUCAAUCAUGAAAUACCAAUACAUGUACUUCAAAUAUAAACUUAAAUGUUCCUUGUUUUAAACUCCCGUUCCCCUUUUUAAAUUUAAUUUGAAGUUUUGUGUAAGCUUCUUUUUUAUUUAGUAUCCAUUAGCCAUAACUCCAUGGAGUAUAAUGAGAUUGGUAAUGAAAAUGAAAAUUUAUAAUUUAUAUGUAUUAGACUUUCUUCCCUUAAUCAAUAUUUCAUUAAUAACAGUUUUUGAUAAAUGAUGACAUUAUAACAUUUGAUAUUUAAUUUUUCUCUUGACAUACACAUUUUACUGGAUGUCUUGAUAAAGAUUCAUAAUUGAUAAGGCAACAUACUUGAACAAAGGCACUUUCUAGUACAAUGAUGGACUGCGUUAUACAGAUAAAUAUAUUAUAGGGUCAAAUACUGAUACACAGCAACAGUUUUGAUCCAUUUCUCAAAUAAAUUAACCCAGCAUCAAAAAGCAGAGUCAUUAAUUAUUUGUCGUUAAGUUAUAUUAAAAUAUAUAUUUUCCAUAUGUACAAAAUCAUAUCAUUUUCACCUAUUAUUAUUUUCACAACAUCACAGGUUUUUCAAUAUACAAAAUGUAAUAAUUCCAUCAGUUC